ACGACCAGUUGAUCAUCGAGUUAGCUGUGAAGCGCAAUACGAAAGGGAAAAAAAAUCUGCAUAUAAAUUAAAGCCAUAAAUGUGGACAGCGAGAACAGGUGCAGCACUGAAACAGAUUUAUUUCAAUAGAUUGAUGAGAAGUGACUUGAACACCUUCUGUUUGCCUGAAGCAUAAGCAUUCUAUGGAAGAAGUAUUCAGAAGAAAGAAGUACAUCCUGCAUUCAGUCUGCCAAGAAAUAAGCUCAUUUCUCUCUAAGUUUUUAGUUAAGUGCAGCCCUGCCAUUCCCUGUGAAUAUGGGUGUGGCCUCCGUGGACACAUCCAACCAGUCUGGAGCGAAUGCAGUGGCAGAUGUGGUGUUCGUCAUUGAAGGAACAGCUAACUUGGGACCAUACUUUGAGUCUCUACGGAAGCACUAUAUCCUGCCUGCUAUUGAGUAUUUUAAUGGUGGGCCCCCAGCAGAGACAGACUUUGGAGGAGAUUAUGGAGGUACUCAAUAUAGCUUGGUAGUCUUCAAUACUGUUGAUUGUGCUCCAGAAUCUUAUGUUCAGUGCCAUGCUCCAACAAGCAGUGCCUAUGAGUUUGUAACUUGGAUUGACAGUAUCCAAUUUAUGGGCGGUGGAGCAGAGAGCUGUAGCCUGAUUGCAGAGGGUCUCAGUACUGCAUUACAGCUUUUUGAUGACUUUAAGAAAAUGAGGGAACAGAUUGGACAAACUCAUAAAGCUUGUGUGCUUAUUUGUAAUUCACCACCUUAUCUGUUACCGGCUGUGGAGAGUUCUACAUACUCUGGGUUUGCCACAGACAGCCUUGCACAAAUAAUUGGAGAUAGGGGUAUCUUGUUCUCAGUUGUGUCACCUCGAAAACUUCCUGCACUUCGUUUGCUGUUUGAUAAGGCAGCUCCUGGAGGCCAGCCUGAUUCUCAAACUAAAGACUUUGCUCAGGAUCCAAGGCAUAUGGUGUUGAUAAGAGGAAUAUCAUUGCCAAUUGCCUCUGGUGUAGUACCUGUUGCUCCUGGAACUGGGCCAUUGAAGCAAGUAAUGCCUCAGCCACCCACUGCAAGCCAGAUUGGAAUGAUCCCUACGCAGUCAACUACUGCAAAUCAGUCACUGCCUCCAGCUUCACAAUCUUAUCAGGUAGCCCCGACCAAUUCACUUAUUGCUGCUCAGGCUGCUGCCCAACUGGUUCUUGAAGUUGCUACCAGAGAAAAGAAUCCCUUCACUAGUAUGGCUUCCUCUGGCACAACAUUCAACAAAUUGGCCCCAUCUCAGUCUACUGUCAUACCAGCUCCACAACCCAGCUUGGCUACUGUCACAGGGCAGACAACACAACCACAGCCAGCACAACAGCAAGCUCCACCUCCAGGACCACCUCCAAGUCAGCAGCAGGCACCACCACCACAACUCCCAUCUAUUCCAAAUCAACAACAAGCCCCUCAAGGCCAGCCAAGCUUGCCAAAUGUAUCUGUUUCCACAUCUACUACAAACCCCAUGGGACAGCCAACUCUGGCAGGAGCUCAGCAAGCUUGUGCAAACAAAGUUCUAGCUUGGAGUGGUGUUCUUGAGUGGCAAGAGAAGCCAAAACCAGCCCCUGUCGAUACCAACAAUAAGUUGACACGUUCACUACCUUGUCAGGUCUAUGUUAACCAAGGGGAGAAUCUCAAAGCUGACCAGUGGCCACAAAAACUUAUUAUGCAGCUAAUUCCACAGCAGCUUCUGACAACACUUGGACCUCUCUUUCGCAACUCCAGAAUGGUACAAUUUCAGUUCACUAACAAAGACUUGGAAUCCCUGAAAGGACUCUAUCGUAUUAUGGGAAAUGGCUUUGCAGGCUGUGUGCAUUUUCCUCACACUGCACCCUGUGAGGUGCGAGUUCUAAUGCUGCUGUACUCAUCUAAAAAGAAAAUCUUUAUGGGUCUAAUCCCAAAUGACCAAAGCGGUUUUGUUAAUGGCAUCCGACAAGUCAUCACCAAUCACAAACAAGUCCAGCAGCAAAAGAUAGAGCAGCAGAGAAGUAUGGGUGGUCCUCAGCAGCUACAGUCGGCGUCUGUUCAGAAUCCCCAGGCAUUCUUGCAGAAGCAACCAGGACCAAUGGCAGUUUCACAUCCUGGGGUGCAACAGCAGCUUCCAGGACAGUCAGUGACUGGGGGGAUCUCACAGGUCUCAAUCAUGGAUGAACAGCAAAGACAGCAGAGCUUGAUACAGCAACAACAGCAGAUACAAUUAAGAGCCCAGCAGCAACAAGCAGCUGUGGCUGCUGUCACUCAGCAGCAAACAGGGGCCCCACCUACAGCUGGAACGCAGCCUCCACCCAAUCAGCAGGGUCCACUUCUUAGACCACAGAAUCCAGGAGCUAAUCCACAGCUCCGCAGUCUUCUCCUGAGCCAACAACAGCCACAGGUUGGUGUCCCUCAUAUGCAAGGAACUAUGAUAUCACAUCAGGCUUUGGGCCAACAGAUGGUGCAUCCUCAAACUAACCAACAGGCUAUUCAGCAGCAAUGGAGACCAACCUUGUCAGGUCAGAUGCUGUUGGCUCCCAGUUCCAGAGGCAAUGUCCCACAGCCACCUGGCCUUCAGACGGUACCAAGUGUGAUGGAAGAUGACAUAUUGAUGGACCUCAUUUAAGAAACUUUUUUGUCACUGCUAACUUGACAUUCAACCCAGUGCUGGCUUAAAGUCACAUGAACUUUGAACUUUCAGUGGAAAAAGUCCCAUCAGUGGGGUGUUCAUUUUGUUUCUUUCUCUUUUACUUUUCUGAAGCAGUCAGGGAGAUUUUUAAUUUAAGAGGAGUUAGGAAAAUGUUCCUUUCUUCCUUCAAAAUAUAAUUGGAACAUUGAUUCAUUCAUUGAGUUUUCUGCUCUUUUUUUUUGUUUCACUCUCUUUUAAUAUAAGGAAGUGAGUAUUACAAAUGUUUUCACCCUUAACAGCCUACACUGCUCUGUUAGUGAUGUGAGUUUAUUUCCUUAUGCUUUAUUGAACAGGUAUGUAAAGGGUGCAUGAGAACGCAAGGAGGUGGACUUUCAAAUUAGCAAAGCACUACAUUGAUGACUUUUAGGGUCAAAUGGCAAAUUAUAGUUCUUAUUGUCAAACAUGGCAGUCCAAAAGCUGGAUUCAAGUGCAGAUUAACGAUGUCAUGAAACACAGGCAUAAUGGAAAUGUAUGCAAACACAUGGGCAUGCAUUCCUCUUAAUAACUGGGGUCAGUAACAAUUAACAAAAUAAAAUUAUGGUCACAGGCUGACUUGGCUGAAAGCCUAAAGUGUAAGUAGUUAAUGACUUGCAGAAUUUUGCUUCAUACUGAGUCUCAUCCUCCCGGUUUUCUUAUUGUAAAAUAAAUGUUGUAAAGUAUUAAAUCUCAACUAACAGUAUCUCACACUGAGCACUUCCUGUAAUUUUUACUUAUAUGUACAAAUAUAUGUAAUAUUAUCCUAAAGAAAACAGAUAUACACAAACAGAAGAACUGCUAAUUCUGAUAGACAAAAAAUGUCCUUUUCCCAAGUUUGCUCCUGCUAAUUAAAGCAGGUCUCCUUAGUAAGUCUGGUUGCAGUGGUGUUUCAAUUAAUCAGUCGCAGCAGCUCAUUAGUCAAUAGGAAGGGCUCCACUUUGCCUGUUUGCUCACUCCUCCUCAUCCUCCUUUAGGCUGUCUUGAUUUUCCGGUAGCUGCAUUUACUUCCUCUUGCCCUUCUUUUUAUUCUCUUGCUUAUUCUCAUCUCUUUUGAUCAGUAUGCUGUGCACAGCAUCAGUUGCCUACAGCAGCUGGGGGAGGAGAGGGGCUGAUUGACUCAAUCAAUUUAACUGGCAUAACCCCUGAAAUUACUCUGUGUCUCCUCCAAUAGGUGGCGAUACAGAUGUCAAUAAUACAUUUAAGUGAAUUUGAAGGUAUAAAUGUAGAUGCUUAUAUGGUUAUGUCAUUUUCACAUAUACGUUUCUCUUCCAUAUCUCCUACACUAACUUUUGCUCAAUAAUUCAAUUGUUUGCCUGCAAUGGGGUCUCACAUUUAAAUUCAGUGUAUCUUGGCCACCUGGGAGAGUGUGAAUGAGAAUGUGUGCAGUGGUUGUUUUCAUUGCCAGCAGUAGAGGCCGCUGUGGAAGAUGGAGAUCACCAUGCCCCUCCCCAACAUAGUGCCACUAAGACUUGACCCACUUUUGUGCAUCGCUGAGGAAUUCUCACUCUACUUCCCUGUAACUCUCUACCUAAGAACACCCAAAACUGUCUCACCCCCUCAUGAUAGCCUGGCCUACCCUGUUUCUGUAAGUAAAUUCAAAAGCAUGCAGCUUUUGAGAAGAUUCAGCUGAAGGGCUGCAUUUGAACUGUGUGAAUCUGUCGUGGUGCUAACCAGCAUCAAAAUCCCAGGACUUCACUGCACUGUGUUUUGUUGUAUAUGUGUCUUUAGAGAAACAAUUAUUGUUAUAUCUGUCUAGCUGUAUACAUUUAGCUAUAUCCAAGACAUUUAAAGCUGUUGUGUUACUGUUUUAGUCAAAUGCAAAUAAUACUUGAAAAAACAAAAUAAUCUAAAGAUCUUAGCUUAAAGGAUACAUUUCCCAAAGAUCUCUGAAGUAAUUACAUUUAUAAACUUGUUGGCAUGAACUUGUUUUCCUUAAAGUGUACUAAAUUAAGUUAUGAAUACAUUUCUAUUUAUUACCUUUUAAACAAUCAGAAUGCAAAAUUGGAUGGUUCCAUUUCCAAAAACAAUUACAUGUAUGAAUAAUAACUGUAUAACUUAUGUUUAUACUGUAAAGUUUUUCAUUAAAAAAAUGAACUUGGAAAAAUAAACCCAUAAGCACA
Messenger RNA from Polypterus senegalus (gray bichir), 4778 nucleotides. It is a transcript of the gene med25, whose product is annotated as mediator complex subunit 25. Gene Ontology annotation, biological process: positive regulation of transcription by RNA polymerase II. Gene Ontology annotation, cellular component: transcription regulator complex; mediator complex. The coding region runs from base 295 to 2619 and encodes 774 amino acids. NCBI's taxonomy places the organism in Eukaryota, Metazoa, Chordata, Cladistia, Polypteriformes, Polypteridae. The transcript is spliced from 21 exons. The record is from RefSeq and is a predicted model, not a curated record.